Otolemur garnettii (small-eared galago) is the source of this 1576-nucleotide messenger RNA. It is a transcript of the gene SLC7A9, whose product is annotated as solute carrier family 7 member 9. Gene Ontology annotation, cellular component: membrane. The transcript has 12 exons. Lineage: Eukaryota; Metazoa; Chordata; Mammalia; Primates; Galagidae. Gene Ontology annotation, molecular function: L-amino acid transmembrane transporter activity. The record is from RefSeq and is a predicted model, not a curated record. The coding region runs from base 1 to 1464 and encodes 487 amino acids. Gene Ontology annotation, biological process: amino acid transmembrane transport.
AUGGGGGAGACAAGCCUGAGAAAACGGGGCGCAGACGGGAGGUCAGUGCAGAGUAAUGAACCCAAGAGCACAAAUCUCCAGAAGGAGGUGGGGCUGGUCAGCGGCAUCUGUAUCAUCGUGGGCACCAUCAUCGGCUCUGGCAUCUUCAUCUCCCCCAAGUCUGUGCUGAGCAACACGCAGGCCGUGGGGCCCUGCCUCAUCAUCUGGGCCGUCUGCGGGGUUCUCGCAACACUGGGAGCUCUGUGCUAUGCAGAGCUUGGCACGAUGAUCACCAAGUCGGGUGGCGAGUACCCAUACCUGAUGGAGGCCUACGGCCCCAUCCCCGCCUAUCUCUUUUCCUGGACCAGCCUGAUAGUCCUGAAGCCCACAUCCUUCGCCAUCAUCUGCCUCACCUUUUCUGAGUACGUCUGCACGCCCUUCUACGCCGGCUGCAAGCCCCCGGAAAUUGUCGUUAAAUGCCUGGCUGCCGCCGCCAUCCUGCUCAUCACGAUCGUGAACUCUCUGAGCGUGCGGCUGGGGAGCUACGUGCAGAAUAUCUUCACUGCAGCCAAGCUGGUGAUCGUGGCCAUCAUCAUCAUCAGUGGAUUCGUCCUCCUGGCCCAAGGAAAUACAAAGAAUUUUGAAAAUUCUUUUGAGGGCGCAGAUGUGUCUGUGGGGGCCAUCAGCCUGGCAUUCUACAACGGACUCUGGGCCUAUGACGGAUGGAAUCAACUCAAUUAUAUCACAGAAGAACUCAGAAACCCCUACAGAAACCUGCCCCUGGCGAUCGUCAUCGGGAUCCCUCUGGUGACCGUGUGCUACAUCCUCAUGAACGUGUCCUACUUCACCGUGAUGACGGCCACCGAGCUCCUGCAGUCCCAGGCUGUGGCUGUGACGUUUGGUGACCGCGUUCUCUAUCCAGCCUCUUGGGUCGUCCCACUGUUUGUGGCGUUUUCAACCAUUGGUGCUGCUAACGGGAGCUGUUUCACAGCAGGCAGACUCAUUUUCGUGGCGGGCAGGGAAGGCCACAUGCUCAAAGUGCUCUCCUACAUCAGCGUCCGGCGCCUGACCCCCGCACCCGCCAUCAUCUUCCACGCGAUCAUAGCCAUCUUUUAUAUCAUCCCUGGUGACAUCAACUCCUUAGUGAAUUAUUUCAGUUUUGCUGCGUGGUUAUUUUACGGCAUGACGAUUCUAGCCCUUGUCGUGAUGCGGUUCACGAGGAAGGAACUGAAAAGGCCGAUUAAGGUGCCCGUGGUUGUCCCCAUCCUGGUGACUCUCAUAUCUGUGUUCCUGGUCCUGGCCCCCAUCAUCAGCUCGCCCGCCUGGGAGUAUCUGUACUGUUUCUUAUUCAUUCUGAGCGGCCUCAUAUUCUACUUGCUUUUUGUCUACUACAAGUUUGGAUGGGCUCAGAAAAUAUCAAAGCCCGUCACCAUGUACCUUCAGAUGCUGAUGGAAGUCGUCCCACCAGAGGAAGACCCUGAGUAACAAGUUCUGCCUUUCGUAGCCAAGUCAAAGCUUUGAUGAAUUUAUUUUUGUAAGCAGUAUUUGUGGUUAUUUCUGAUUUUUUCUUAAGAAUAAAAAUGUAUUCAGAUGUUUA